AUGACAAUGUUCAAGAAAUGGGGUGGCUCUGCCAGAGAAACAAUCCACAUGGAGUUGGACAAUUUAGGGCUGCCUCAGCUUCCGGAAGUUUGCAGUGACGAACAACUUUCGGAGCCCACAGUUUUCGAACUUUCCCCUUUUAUGUCCAAACACAGCAAUAUGCAGAUAGCCAUCCCUAAUGUAUCCUAA
Molecule: messenger RNA, 189 nt
Organism: Dovyalis caffra
Lineage: Eukaryota; Viridiplantae; Streptophyta; Magnoliopsida; Malpighiales; Salicaceae
Source: the annotation of a GenBank genome assembly